This is a messenger RNA of Styela clava, 2159 nucleotides long. NCBI's taxonomy places the organism in Eukaryota, Metazoa, Chordata, Ascidiacea, Stolidobranchia, Styelidae. The record is from RefSeq and is a predicted model, not a curated record.
UUAAGUAUUAAUUUAAAAAAAAUAGAUAUUAUAUUACAAAAAUUGUAGCAUCCGCCGUGGAACAGAAUGGAAAUAGAAACAACUACAGCAGCUAAUGGAACACUGGACGAUAAUUUCAAGUCUUCUGUUUUAUCCAGCGUUGAUAUAAUCGUGAUUGUCCUAUAUUUUAUUGUCACGUUAGCGGUUGGACUUUGGGCAAGUCGAUCAUCAUCGCGUAGAAGUGUAAAAGGUUAUUUUCUUGCCGGAAGAAGCAUGUCUUGGCUUCCUGUCGGAGCAUCGUUAUUUGCAUCAAAUAUUGGAACUGGACAUUUCAUUGGUUUGGCCGGCACAGGGGCGGCAAACGGAAUUGCCAUAGGAUCAUUCGAGUGGAUUGCGCCAUAUCUUAUCCUUUUACUUGGAUGGGUGUUUCUUCCAGUGUACGUUUCCUGUGGCGUGUACACGAUGCCAGAGUAUUUACGAAAGCGAUAUGGCGGCCAAAGGUUGAGAAUUGCAAUGUCUGUUAUAUCAAUGAUGUUGUAUGUUCUAACAAAGAUAGCGGUUGAUAUCUAUGCUGGAGCCCUAUUUAUUCAAUUGGCUCUUGGAAUAAAUAUGUACUUGGCCAUAGUAUCUCUUCUCGUUGUUGCAUCCGUAUAUACGAUCCUGGGAGGUUUGAAGGCUGUCAUUUACACUGACACGAUGCAAACGGUGGUAAUGCUUAUUGGAGGAGUACUUGUUAUGGCGAUGAGUUUUGCCAAAAUCGGUGGCUAUAACGUCUUGGAAGAAAGAUAUAUGAAUGCAAUUCCUAAAACAACAAUUGAUAGUUGGGGAACAUCAAAUUCCACAACAUGUGGAGUUCCGAGAGCUGAUUCAUUUCACAUAUUUCGCGACGCUGUGGAUUCCGAUCUUCCAUGGCCUGGCAUGUUGUCAGGAAUUUUUCUUCUUGGAACGUGGUAUUGGUGUACUGAUCAGGUUAUCGUUCAAAGAGCAUUGGCAUCGAACUCAAUUCAGCACGCGAAAGGAGGAUGUGUUUUAGCUGGAUACCUUAAACUGAUUCCAAUGUAUAUUAUAGUGAUGACAGGAAUGGUCAGUCGAGUAUUGUUUCCGGAUGAAGUUGCAUGUGUUGAACCAAGCGAAUGCGAGCGAGUUUGCCAAAAUCCAGAAGGUUGUUCAAAUAUUGCCUAUCCGAAGCUUGUUCUUGAGGUAUUGCCAACCGGCCUGCGAGGAAUCAUGGUUGCAGCAAUGCUUUCUGCUCUUAUGAGUUCUCUGACAUCAAUCUUCAGCAGCACCAGCACAAUUUUUACACUUGACAUAUGGACACGCAUUCGUAAGACUGCGACUGAGAAAGAACAAUUGAUCGUUGGCAAAAUUACUGUCGUUCUUCUUGUUGCAAUAUCAAUACUUUGGAUUCCGAUUCUUCUGACGUCAGCCGGAGGACAACUUUUCAUUUACCUUCAGGGAAUUCAAUCUGCUCUCGGGCCACCUAUAUUCGCUAUAUAUUUAUAUGGUAUUCUGUUUCCAAGAAUAAAUGAGAAGGGGGCUUUUUGGGGUUUGAUUGUUGGGUUUUCCGGAGGAAUUAUUCGCUUGAUUCUUGACUUCUCCCACAAAGCACCACCAUGCGGAGAUGAUGAAUACAGACCUGCCAUUUUGUAUAAAAUAAACUACCUCUACGUAAGCUCAAUUGUGUUUGCUGCCUCAACAAUCGUUAUAUUCACUGUAAGUUAUUUGACUGCUCCACCUAAAGAAAAAGAGCUCUAUGGGACGACUUGGAAAACAAUUCAUAAGCGAAUGGUGGAGUCUCAUAGUAGAAAGCCUUCACUUGAAGAGAGAGUUGUUGUCGAACCAUCUGAAAACGUAGAACCGGAAUCAAAUGAGAUGGUUGAGAAGAAGGAAGAGGACAUAAAUAAUGAUUAUCGAGCGGAAACAGACCAAUCGAAGCCUAGCGAAUAUCACCUGAGUGAUUUGUAUGAAGACGAAGGCUAUGCUUUCUGGUUGAACGUAAUUGCAAUUUCUCUAAUCAUAAUCACAACCUUCUUGAUGGGAUAUUAUGGAUAAACUCAAUCUACAUCAAUCAAAAUUGAUUACUAAAAUUCCGGUUUAUUCCGAUUUUUGCUAGUUUCUUGUUCGCUUACACCAAUUUGAAUGUAACGACUAAUAAAUAUGACUAUUGCAAACAAAGAAAA